GGAGGGUUCGCUGUUUGUGUCCCCAGCGCGGAGGCCAUGGCGGCCGUGGCGGGGGGCGGCACCGGGCCCGGCAGCGGCACCGGCAGCGGCACCGGCGGGGCCCGCGCCGCGACCACCAACAUUCUGGCGCAGCUGCGGCACGGGCAGCUCAGCGGGCGCGGGCUGACCCGCGGGGCGCAGAUCACAGAGGCCUUGUUGAAGGAAAGAGACAAGCAGGCAAAAUGGAAUGGGAUCCCCUUAUUGUUGCAGAAACUGUAUGAGCACAGCCACCCAAACAGCGACUUCUCYCAGUGCCAAAGCAUCCUAAAGGAAAUUUCUCCACUCCUUUCRAUGGAAGCCAUGGUUUAUGUCACAGAAGACAGAAAAGCUGCUCAAGAGUCCAGUUUCCCAAACACAUACACAUUUGACUUGUUUGGAGGAGUCGAUCUUUUAGUMGAAAUUCUCAUGAGACCAACUCUUAUUACACAGAAAAAGAAGCAGAAAAUAAGUGAUGACCUCAUCAAGGACUGUUUAAGCAUACUGUACAACACUUGUAUAUGUACUGAAGGUGUCACAAGGCGACUGGCAGAGAGAAAUGACUUUGUGUUGUUCCUGUUUACACUGAUGACAAACAAAAAGACAUUCCUGCAAACUGCAACACUCAUUGAAGAUAUCCUGGGAGUGAAAAAGGAAAUGAUCCAGCUGGAUGAUAUUCCCAACCUGGCCAGUCUGGUGUCCAGCUUUGACCAGCAGCAGCUGGCCAACUUCUGCAGGAUCCUGGCUGUCACCAUCUCGGAGCUCGACACAGGCAGUGAUGACAAGCACACACUUCUGGCCAAAAAUGCCCAGCAGAAAAAAAACUUGGGCCCUUCCCGAGCUGAAAUUAAUCAAGCUACACUUCUGAAUAUUCCAGGCUUCAUCGAGCGAUUGUGCAAACUGGCCACMCGGAAGGUGUCUGAAACAACAGGGACUUCCAGCUUCCUGCAGGAGCUGGAGGAGUGGUACACCUGGCUGGACAAUGCACUGGUGCUGGAUGCACUGAUGAGGGUGGCWAAUGAAGAGGCAGAGCAGAGCAGUACAGAAUCUUCAGAUGAGAGUGGMCUGGCCAACACCUCCACACGGACACAGCUGCCCCAGUCCAUGAAGAUCAUGCACGAGAUCAUGUACAAGCUGGAGGUGCUCUAUGUUCUCUGUGUGCUGCUCAUGGGCAGGCAGAGGAAUCAGGUUCAUAAAAUGAUAGCCGAGUUCAGACUCAUUCCUGGCCUCAAUAACCUGUUUGACAAACUCAUCUGGAGGAAGCACUCRGCCUCAGCCCUGGUUCUGCAUGGACACAACCAGAACUGUGAUUGCAGCCCGGACAUCACUUUAAAGAUACAAUUCUUGAGGCUUCUUCAGAGCUUCAGUGAUCACCAUGAGAACAAGUAUCUCCUUUUGAACAGCCAGGAAUUGAAUGAGCUGAGUGCAAUCUCCCAUAAAGCCAACAUCCCUGAAGUGGAUGCAGUUGUCAACACUGACAGGAGUCUUGUCUGUGAUGGCAAGAGAGGUUUGCUGACCAGAUUGCUUCAGGUCAUGAAGAAGGAGCCAGCAGAAUCCUCCUUCAGGUUUUGGCAAGCAAGGGCAGUUGAAAGUUUUCUGCGAGGCACCACCUCYUAUGCAGACCAGAUGUUCCUGCUCAAGAGAGGGCUCCUGGAGCAUAUUCUCUACUGCAUUGUUGAUAGUGAGUGCAAGUCACGAGAUGUGCUUCAGAGUUACUUUGACCUUCUGGGAGAGCUGAUGAAAUUCAAUAUUGAUGCAUUCAAGAGGUUCAACAAGUACAUCAACACAGAUGAGAAGUUCCAGAUAUUUUUAAAUCAGAUCAAUAGCUCUUUGGUGGACUCMAACAUGCUCGUUCGCUGCAUUACGCUGUCCCUGGACCGGUUUGAGAAUCAGUCUGAUGCUAAAGUUGCAGAGGUCCUGUCCGAGUGCCGCCUCUUGUCCUACAUGUCCCAGAUGUCCAUGAGAAUGUCCUUCCUUUUCCGUCUCAUUAAUAUUAUCCAUGUACAGACACUCACACAGGAAAAUGUCAGUUGUUUGAACACAAGUUUAGUUAUCCUCAUGCUGGCCCGGAGGAAAGAAAAGCUCCCUUUUUAUCUGCGCACCUUGCAACAGAUGGAAUACACGGAAAAAUACCCUGGCUUCAUCCUGAACAACUUCCACAGUCUCCUGCGAUUCUGGCAGCAGCAUUACCUCAACAAGGAUAAAGACAGCACCUGCUUAGAAAAUAGCUCCUGUAUUAGUUUUACCUACUGGAAAGAGACUGUUUCGAUACUGCUCAGUCCGGACCGGACGUCCCCCUGUGCCAUAGUCAGCUACAUCGACGAGGCGUACAUGGACAUUGACAGAGACUUUUCCGAGGAGUGAUUCCCACCCCCGGCUUCUGACGGGCAGCUCGGAGAGUCCCUCCAGCCCGGGGAUUUUCAGGGAUACGCUGUGUAGUGUGUGCGUGCAGCUCGGAGCCACGGAGCAUCGUCCCACCCCAGCCCCUCCCGGCCCUCAGCUCUGACCUCCGACACUCGGACAGCUCUCUGGGCAACGCAUUCAGGGAUGUAUCUUCCAGUUGUUCUGGGAUAAAAAUAAUCACCUGCAAAAACCAGCCUGUACUGUUUUUUUCCUCUCUGCCAGUCUGUCAGGGCUGGGCAGCAGGGGUUUUGCUGACAUGAGUGUUCUCUGUAUGUGCCAGUUGAGGUGUGGCUCUCUCAAGGCUGCCAGGAUGAGCAAAUCAAAAAGCACAGCAAUUGCCCUCCAAGUGUGAGGUCCAAGGAGCCAAUCUGAGCAGGAGCCUCCCACCAGCCACGUGCAAAGCCACCACGAGGACUCGGUGCAGGUGUAACUCUUCCACUGGGCUUUGGAAUUGGGGGGUUGGGGUUGGUUAGAGCAUGGGUGUGUGUGGGUGUGUGUGCUUUUAAUUCCUGAGAGUCCCAGCUCCAGUCACCUCUUUACCAUCUCCUUUUGGACCGUUUGGUACUAAAUCUACCUGUGCAUUAGGAGAGAACCUCUGCUCCUKCUGUCCUUCCUGCAGAUCCUUCCCAUCUGGAGGCGUUUCGCAGUGCUGGAGAACAGAGACAUUUCAGCAGUGGUGGAAUUGCAACAGGGGUUGGCUUUUUCACGGAGCGCUAGCAUUAAAAUGUUCUAAUUUUCUAAACUUGCGGCUUGUCCCUUCUUGGGUAAUUAAUCUGGUUUUAAAAUCCUUUUCAGGACCAUUGCUCUUGAUGUUAACCUGCUAUGCCUGGAAGUCUUAUGUCAGUCUCUGCUUUCAGUUCUUAAUAUCAACACACACAUUAAUCUUGCAGUGCAGUAUUUACUGGAGAUGUCCAUUUUUUCCUGGAUCUGUUUUAAUCAGACUGUGUUAAAUGGUAGGAAUAAACACUCCUGGUUGAAAAUAACUUUGUAGGAUAUGUUGGGAAAGGGGGAAUGGGCUUUUGGCAGUCCUGAUUGCCAAACCUGCCCUGCCUGCUCACCGACACCAUGUUGCUCGAACACAUUCAGAUACCCAGGAAUGAGAUAUGUUACACUUAAGCCACUACAUUUAAGUCAAAAACAUGUCUUGCAGCAACAGCUAAAACAAAGUUUUGAAACAGACCUCUGAAYUUUUUUAACCUUUUCUAAUUUAUUUGAUGAGAUGACUACAGCUCUGUCCAGGCACCCAGGGGGUGAGGACUUCCCAGAGCUGCAGCUUUUUGUCUCGYAGUUGGCAGCAGCAUGAACCCCACCCUGAGGCUCCAUCCCCAGGGACAGGACUUGUCUCUGAACAUCUCCCUUCUCCUCUCUCUUCUCCCAUACCUCRGUGUCCCACUGUGGGCUCACAGGGUGGUCAGAGCUGCUGAGCUUGUGCAUAAAACUGGAGCCUCGCAGGAGCUCCUGGUGUCCCUCUGGUGAGGGGACCCCGGGGAGCUCCUCACUGCAGCAGCUUCACCUCUGUUCUCACCAGGUCACCCCGACCCUGCCCCUCCCUCCUCUCAGCUCAUUUCUUUCUCAUCUGUACUUUUUUUUGUUCUUGGGUAUUUGUGGUUUUGGUGUAUCUUUGCUUCUUAACUGUAAUAGAUGUACACUUGAAAUAAAUGCUUCAAAUUAAAAGGCUUUUAAGUUAAGGGAUGCCUUUUCCAUAGUGUAGUUAAUUGGUGCAUCCACUGAUUGCUGCUGUAUYCUUGCACAUUCUCACUCCCCUCUCUGUGUUUUAAAGACAGUUUGGGGUCCUUCUGCCUCUGUCCUUGCCUGUGGGUCUGGGGGAAGCUGAGCUGAGCCCACACCAUCCCUGGGGCACCUCCCAGGCCUGGGAGCACAGGUUGGGCUUUGCUUUUGGGCUGAUUUGGCAGAGAAAGGCACAGGGAAGAAAACCCUGGCAGCUUCUGUGGGGUGGAGUGUGCUGGGCUCCAGGGAAAAGGCUGUGCCCAGCGUACACAGGAAAUCCUAAGUGGGACAACAUUCCUUUGAGAUGUCUGUCCAUGCUUUGGGAUGUCUGUCCAUGCCAGAUGCCUCAGGAGCUCAGGCUGAGAGGGGCCAGCCCGUGGAGGUGGCAGCAGGCGCUGGCAUGGGAGGGAGGUGGGAUCCCUGGCACUAACAAAUACCUCGGGAAGAACGCACUGUCCCCGUGGGGUCUGAGGUUUGUGCUGCCCUGAUUAAUGCCAAUUUGCUAACURCAAAUAAACAUAUUAAAUGAAAACUA
Molecule: messenger RNA, 4681 nt
Organism: Malurus melanocephalus (red-backed fairy wren)
Lineage: Eukaryota; Metazoa; Chordata; Aves; Passeriformes; Maluridae
Gene: TRPC4AP
Product: transient receptor potential cation channel subfamily C member 4 associated protein
Exons: 19
Coding region: 37-2379 (780 amino acids)
Biological process (GO): ubiquitin-dependent protein catabolic process
Cellular component (GO): Cul4A-RING E3 ubiquitin ligase complex
Molecular function (GO): phosphatase binding
Source: RefSeq, a predicted model, not a curated record